GUGACUUACGUAACGCCGUUCCCUAAAAAUUAUGCAAGAGAAAAUCUUACUUACAUAGACAUAAGCUCUAUUGUAGAAGAUAACGCAAAUUUAUACAAACCGGAUCUGCACACACUACCGCUGAAAACUGUCAGCCUUCGUCAGACCUUACAACUAGGAGUCAAGUCAUCCCAACAUGUGCUGCAGCACCAGGCCAUGCAGGAGCUCAUGUUACACCAAGAGGCAUCAAUUGACGUGGUAAUAGCCCACUGGUACCAUAACACUCUGCUGUCGCCUCUUAGUGUCGUGUUCGAUUGCCCUCUGAUCUGGUACGUGGCGCAUGACGCGUGCUGGGGGGCGCAACGGUUGGUCCACGAGGCGACGAGCCCCGCGUACAGCACAGGGGUCCACUCCGCUCGAACCCCCUCAAUACCAUUUACAAUAAAAGAAAGGGCUCUACAAAUCUGGCAACAGUUUUAUUCCGGUUUUUUGUCUCGAUACUAUGCACAUUACGUGGAGCUCCCGUUAUACGGAUCGUUAUAUUCGGCUGCUAUCCCUGAACGUGGACGCAUGCUGCCACCUUACGAGCUGGUGACAACUAAUGGGUCACUGCUGCUGAUCAAUUCCCACCCACCGCUUGGACAGUCACUACCGCUUCCACUGAAUGCGAAGCUUGUGGGAGGACACCACCUGAAGCCAGACACAACCCUGUCAAACAAGCUCCAAUCAUUUAUGGAUAACGUGAAAGAUGGGGUGAUAUACAUGGAUCUCGGUGCAAACGUGAAUAGUGAAGAUAUACCUUCGCACGUGAGGAGCAGGCUGUUGGAAAUGUUCGGGCAGCUGAAACAACAGGUGUUGUGGCGGCUAGACAUGCAGCCACCGCACAGGCCCAGUAACGUGCACCUGUUUAGACAUGCACCAGCACUACCCAUCUUAUGUCACCCAAACACUGUUAGUUUCAUCACGGAUGGCAGUUCCACUUCUCUGAUGGAUGCGAUACAGUGUGGAGUACCCGUUGUAACAGUACCAUUACUUGGAGAUCAAUUUGUUAAUGCGGACCUCGCGGUGGCGCGCGGUUUCGCUAAGAGAGUGGAGUUUACACAUCACUUCGCGUGGAAAUUGAGGGAUGCUAUUGAAGAGAUACUACGUAAUACGAGUUAUCGGAGCAGCGCAUUCGAAGCUUCCAAAAUAUUUAAGCUGCGUCCACAGCCUGCACCCGCUGAGCUUCUUCAUUGGGUGGAGUACAUUAUAUCUACAGGUGGUCGCCAUUUGCGUUCACCAGCAGUCCACCUGUCAGCUAUCGAAAGGUACCAUCUGGACAUUUGGCUUCUACUGGCGAUGAUCCUAUGGUUCUUGUCCAAAGUGAUAAAAGUUAUAAAGGUUCAUCUGAAAGAUGAUUAUGAUAAGAAAAAUGAUUAGAUAAAUGUGACCAGUAUUAUAUAU
Molecule: messenger RNA, 1422 nt
Organism: Diatraea saccharalis (sugarcane borer)
Lineage: Eukaryota; Metazoa; Arthropoda; Insecta; Lepidoptera; Crambidae
Source: the annotation of a GenBank genome assembly